GCUGCUGCAGGUGCUGCAGUUGGUCCUGACCCUCCUUGCACUCCUGGUUCUUCUGAACCUCCUUGUCCUGCUGGGAGUGGUCAUCCUCCUGGUCCUAUUCUUCCCACUAAAGGUCCUGUUGUUGCUCCGGCGGGACAAAAGGACGAAAGAGAUGAUGGUGUGGAUGGUCCUGAUCCUGAAUCUGAAGUAUUAUCUGCAGAAGGGAAUGGGAAUAGUCUUGGCAAUUUACACGAAACUACACAGCACGCCGGUCAAAGAGGAAAAGAACCCACAGAACCUCCUGUUGCUCCUCAUACAACAACUAAUCGUGAUGUCAGUCUUAGAGAGCAGGAUCCUAAUCACAGUGACUCGCAGAAUCCAGGUGAA
Messenger RNA from Trypanosoma theileri, 366 nucleotides. RefSeq lists its product as uncharacterized. NCBI's taxonomy places the organism in Eukaryota, Euglenozoa, Kinetoplastea, Trypanosomatida, Trypanosomatidae. The annotation marks the transcript as partial. The transcript has a single exon. The record is from RefSeq and is a predicted model, not a curated record.